AGGGUCGGAGGGCACGCGAAGCGGGUGUCAUGGCGACCUCCAUGCUGGGUUCAGUCCCCGGCCCAAGGCCAUUCGGUUUAGCUAGCCUGUUCCGUCGCCGGCCGCCUCGGGAUGCUUGGGAACCUGUGCGGCGCCUGCCGGGGCCCUCGGCAGCUCGGCGCAGCGUGGCGGCGGCCAGCGGGCCGGCCAUCCCCGGUUCCCACCUCUACUGCCUGGAGCUGCUGAGGAAACGGGAUUAUGAAAGUUACUUGUGUUCCUUACUGUUUCCUGCAGAGUGUCAAAAGUCUGUUUCUGCACUGCGGGCCUUCAAUGUGGAACUGGCUCAGGCUGGUUAAGGACUCAGUCUCUGAGAAAACAAUUGGAUUGAUGCGCAUGCAGUUCUGGAAAAAGGCGGUGGAAGAUAUUUACUGUGACAACCCACCACACCAGCCUGUGGCCUUUGAACUCUGGAAGGCCGUCAAGAAACAUAACCUGACUAAAAGAUGGCUCAUGAGAAUCAUUGAUGAAAGAGAAAAAAAUCUGGAUGACAAAGCAUACCGCAGUAUCCAGGAACUUGAAAAUUAUGCCGAGAACACACAGAGUUCCCUGCUGUACCUGACACUGGAGGUGCUGGGUGUGAAGAACCUCCAUGCAGAUCAUGCUGCAAGCCACAUUGGAAAGGCACAGGGCAUUGUCACAUGCUUGAGAGCAACACUCUAUCACAGUAGCAGGAGACAAGUGUUCCUGCCCAUGGAUGUCUGUGUGCAGCAUAGUGUUUCACAGGAGGACUUUCUACGGAGGAACCAGGAUAAAAAUGUGAGAGAUGUAGUAUAUGACAUUGCCAGCCAGGCACACUUGCACCUGAAGCAUGCGAGGUCCUUCCACAGCAGCGUCCCUGUGGAAGCAUUUCCUGCUUUUCUUCAGACGGUUUCUCUAGAGGAUUAUUUAAAGAAAAUCCAGCGAGUGGACUUUGAUAUAUUCCAUCCAUCUUUACAGCAGAAGAAUACAUUACUUCCAUUAUCUUUGUAUAUUCAAUCAUGGCGAAAAAGAUACUAAAAUGAUUUUAUGUUGCUGAUACUGAUUUACUUUUAGUUUAUUGGUUUAAAAGAUGUGUGGUCUGGGUUCUUUUUUAGAAACAGUAAGAGCUAACAUACGUGUGUGUGUGUGUGUGUGUGUGUGUGUGUGUGUGUGUGCCUUUGUUGAUCUAUGUGCAAAUAUCCACAGAGACCGGAGGGUGUCAGAUCCCAUGGAACUGGAGUCCCAGGUGGUUGUGAGCCACCUGGCAUGGAUGCAGGAACAUCUGUAAGAGUUCUUAGCCUCUAAGCCAGCUUCCCAGUCCUGGAAACUAACUUUUUACUUAAGGAGAAAGGCGUUCACAGAACAGCUGCAGAGCUUCAGCGGGACUGGGAUGCCAGACAGGACUGCUGUGCCAUCACUGGGACGUUGAGAUCCCAGGAGGAGUCAGGUGUCAGGGAAAGGCAGUCACCUUCCCAUGUCUCAUCCUUGGGGACCCAAAGGGGAAAGAAUUUAGGAUCACACUGUACCAUGCUGGCAGCCAGGGCUGAGAUGCUCCAUGGAGCUGCAAAAUGUGUUUUUAGGGAAAUGUGUUUUAAAGAAAAUGAACUUUAAGUCUAAGUGAUUGUUAAGAGCUAUAUAACCCUAAUGCUAGCCUUUCUAACCCAAAAUGUACCCAUAGUGAUGAAAAAAACCUGAGCUUCAGAUUAAGCAGCUGCUCAUCACAGUUGAGCCUCAUUUAACUUCAUUUCCGGGUAGUGUGGAAGCUCUCACUUUCUUACUAACCCCAGCUAACUGAGCCCACAGCCUCAGUCACUCAAUAUCCCUGUGGUCAUGAAUAACAUUGUGUUGGCAGAACUCCGGAUUAGUAAACAUUAUACUAACAGUAUGGCACUGAGCAGCCAUCAAGAGGUUGUGUAUUUUGUUUGUUCUUUGCUUUUGUGAGACAGGGUCUUAACUUUGUCUCACUUGGCUACUCUAGGACUUGCCAGAGAGACUAGGCUGUCUUGAACUUCUAGAACCUCUGCUUCCUUAGUACAGGGAUUAAAACUGUAUACCACCACACCCAACAGGAAAUGCGCAUUUUUAAUUUUAUGUAUUUAUUUACUUAUUUUGUUUUUUUCUGAGGCAAUAUUUCUCUGUGUAGCCUUGGCUGUCCUAGAACUUGCUCUGUAGACCGGGCUGGCCUCAAACUCAGAGAUCCACUUACUUCUGCCUCCAAAGUUCCAGGACAGUGGCUACGUUUUUAGAUUAUAAAAUACUUACUAAUUGUACAGAUUAAGUGGUAAUGGCGCUCAGGUUUGGACGAUGAGUUGGACAGUCCUGUGACCAGGUUUGUAGCAGGUCCUUUUUUCCUGCUUUUCUGGACUCUUGUUGCCCCUCCCACUUCUGUGGAACUUAGCAGGUGACUCUAGUCUUUGUUUUAGCUAUGAGUUAGUGUUUACUUUAAUUGUGCAUUAGUAAUAAUUUAAAAUAAUACAGUUUUGCAAGCAAAAUCCAAACUGAGACCUUUGCAAGGGCAAGACUGUACGGCUUGCCUCAUCUUAGCUUUCCCAGUGCCUAGGAAGCCUUCUGAUUGACAGCAAGUGGGAGUCAUUGCAUGGGUGAGUGAACGACCAGUGUGCUUGUGUCGGCAGAUAUUUGGUUGAUUCUGGUGCUGCAAGAGUCUAAUAGCUAGUCCUCAGAGGAAAGUACUUGGAAAUGGGACUCGCUUCUUCUUGGGAUUCUGAAGGAGCCUGGGUUGAAGAGUCUUUGUUAGCACUGGGGCCAGUGUUUGGAGAUAAGCUUGGCAGCAAUCAACUGCCUAAGAUCUUGGCUCCUGCCUAAGGGUAUUAAAAAGAGUUGAGACACUCAGCUGGGUUACUGGGUCCUUAGUGGCUCAGCACACACUGGAACACUUUCUAAGAUGCUCUUGAUUUGAUGUUACGGAUUUGAUGAGCUGAAGUUACCUUGAGACUAAAAUGGAGGUCUCAUGUAGUGCUACUUACAGUAUUGUUAAUUUCCUAGCAUGAAGAACUUCCUUAGUCCAAAGGAAGGAAGGAAAGAAGGAAGGAAGGAAGGAAGGAAGGAAGGAAGGAAGGAAGGAAGGAAGGACAAAGAACACCUGUAAUCCUGGUACUUGGGAAGUGGAGGCAGGAGGACCAGGGUCAUCCUCUAGUGAGUUUAAGGCCAGCUGGCCUAGAUGAGACCAUGUCUCAAAAAUCCAAAAAUAAAAGUAAAUAGAGGUGGGCCAACUUCCAAAGGAAAGUUUGUGAAUACAAAUGUCCAUAUCCUCUGGCCUGGUGAAACAUUCUGAAUUAAGAUCAGAGAAUUGGAGUUUGUUUUACCCAUUUCAGCAAACCUCCAGGUGCCCUUGGGUUUGAGCUGUUUUAGUUGGUACAAAUUUAAUUUUUUAAAGGACACUACUAGCCCAAUUGAUGACUUGACCAGGAAGAUCCUCAAGCUUGUAAACACUAUGCAGACAAUUACUAAAAGGAAAACAAAGCAUUAGCCUCCUGUUUGUUUCCAUAACAAGACUGAGCAAGAAGCCACACAGAGAACUGGGAUUGAUGGAAAUGGGUCAGAAGGAGGGCAGACUGGCCAUUUACCUGCUUUUCCUUAUGGUGAAAAUUACUGUGUAAUAAAUGUUAUUUCUUAAAAAUUUGGAUCCUGGGGCUGCCUUACAGAGGACCUGUGUUCAGUUUCCAGCACCGCAUGGCUCACAACCAUGCCUACCUAGUUACAGGCGAUCUGAUGGCCUCUUCUGACCUCUGAAGGAACCAGACACUGGUGCACAUACAUACAUGCAGGCAAAGCAGUCGUACACAUAAAGAAUUUAUGACGGUCCCUUCAAGCAGUAGGAUGUGGGAGGCAGAGGUGAUUGUGUGUGCAACUAAUCGACAGCUAAAAGUGACAUCGCACAGGCCACGUCUUAUUUAGGGUCAGCAGGGUGCUUGUGGGGAAAAGAGCUCACAGUUCAGGCAGAGUCUCUAGAGUUCAAUCUCAGAACCCCUGAUAGAAGCACAGACUGACUCCUACAAGUUGUCCCGUGACCUCCACACACAUGUAGUCCCUCACAGUGCUAUGCACAUAAGUCCACUCAGCGUGACAGCUGAGUGAAGCAUACAGCAUUCAAGAAUCUAGAUUGUUGGCUGCAGUCAGAAGGCAGGCUGAGAGGCAGGAUGAUAAGUUAGUCAGAGGAUGCAGUAGGGGGGUUGGCUUUUAAGACAUGUAUUUUGUAUGAGUAUUCAUGAGUAUUGUUUACAAUGUUUCUGGUAUAAACGUUCCUUGGAUAAACAAUGCCUUUUGACUUGGAGCUAGAAUGUCCUUGUUAUUUGAUGAGCCUGUGGGCCGACAUUUUUUUCUCCAGCACAAAUACUGUUUGCCUUUGAGUCACCUUUUUCUCAUUAAACAUCCCUGCCUGGC
Messenger RNA from Arvicanthis niloticus (Nile rat), 4398 nucleotides. Lineage: Eukaryota; Metazoa; Chordata; Mammalia; Rodentia; Muridae. The record is from RefSeq and is a predicted model, not a curated record.